AUGACUGUAGAAGAUCCUGGCGCUCCUGCUGCCGACAACGGCGAGUUCUGGCUCUUUGGCUACGGGAGCCUGAUAUGGAAACCACCGCCACACUUUGGCAAGGUAUGUCAGGACCACCGCGGGACCCCCGAAGCACCGGGCCGCGUGGUGACCCUCAUUGAGCGGUCCUUUUGGGAGACUCUGCCUGAUCCGCACUCGUCCGCAGACAAAGUCUGGGGUGUCGCGUACAGAAUCAAGGCAGAACAUGUCGAAGAAGUCAAGGAGUAUCUAGACAUCCGCGAGAUCAACGGGUACACCAUCCACUACACACCCUUCUCCCCAGCCUCGGACCCAGAAAAGCCCAUCCGGACGCUCGUCUACAUCGGGACCCCGGACAACGACCAGUUCGUCGGCCCACAAGACAUCCAGGCCCUGGCAGAACACAUCUACCGAUCAGAGGGGCCGAGCGGGCUGAACCGGGAUUACCUGCUGGGUCUCGACAAGGCGCUGGAGGAAUUAAGCCCCGAGAGUGGCGAUGAGCACGUCACGGAUUUGUCGAAGCGUGUCAGGGCGAUAAUAUCUCGCGAGGAGGAAAGUGGCAGAGGCAAGGGAAGUGUCGAGAGUCCGGCUACUAAGAAUGCUGUUAGUCAGGGGAGUGACGCAGCUGCGGGCGCUCUUCAUGAUUUCAGGAAAGUCAGUAGCGUAGACGAGCAGGAGGAGACUGAGAAGGCCGUUUGA
Messenger RNA from Diaporthe amygdali, 717 nucleotides. RefSeq lists its product as uncharacterized. NCBI's taxonomy places the organism in Eukaryota, Fungi, Ascomycota, Sordariomycetes, Diaporthales, Diaporthaceae. The record is from RefSeq and is a predicted model, not a curated record. The coding region runs from base 1 to 717 and encodes 238 amino acids. The transcript has 6 exons. Gene Ontology annotation, biological process: glutathione catabolic process. Gene Ontology annotation, cellular component: cytoplasm. Gene Ontology annotation, molecular function: glutathione specific gamma-glutamylcyclotransferase activity; gamma-glutamylcyclotransferase activity.